Messenger RNA from Fonsecaea multimorphosa CBS 102226, 3306 nucleotides. RefSeq lists its product as uncharacterized. Gene Ontology annotation, biological process: phosphatidylinositol dephosphorylation. Gene Ontology annotation, molecular function: phosphatidylinositol-4,5-bisphosphate 5-phosphatase activity. The record is from RefSeq and is a predicted model, not a curated record. The transcript has a single exon. The coding region runs from base 1 to 3306 and encodes 1101 amino acids. NCBI's taxonomy places the organism in Eukaryota, Fungi, Ascomycota, Eurotiomycetes, Chaetothyriales, Herpotrichiellaceae.
AUGUCGUCAAGAGCAAGCGAGGAGAGUUAUCUCUCGCCAAAGCCGUGGCGAGCUGGAGAUCCCUGGGGUUCAGCAACGAAGCUCCCAGGCGCUUAUCCGCCAUCGCCCGAACUACAUGAAGUCGAUCACUCCGGACCUCAAUCACUAUCGGCUGCUGUCAAGGCUCGAAAGGACGAAUACAUCCGCAAGAAGUCUAUGAAAAUCAAAGUCGGCACUUGGAAUGUUGCUUCAAUCAGUGGAACCGAGAGAGAUCUGGGUGCUUGGUUUGUUGGGGGAAAAGGCGUCAAGGGCCUUUCGCAGAACUUAUCGGGCCUCUCAGUCGAGGACAGUGAUGACGAUUCUGACAGUGACAGAAUCGAGUCUGUCGAGGCUCAAGAGGCACGUGUGGCAAGAACAAGAAAGAGUGUCACCAUACCCUUGGAUGAUGCUCCAGCCGAGCCACAUCACGAGCAGAUCGACCUGUACGUGCUAGGACUACAGGAAGUCAUUGACGUGACUUCCAUGACCGAAGCCAUCAAACCUUACACAGACCCAAACCCUGCCAAGAAGUGGAAGAAGUCUUUGAGACGAGCUUUGCCAAAGGGAUACAAGAAAGUGGCCGAAGAACAACUGUUUGGUUUACUUCUCCUCAUUUUUGCAUCUCCUGAGUUGGCGCCCAGCAUUAGUUCAGUAAGUACGACGUCCGUCGGGACUGGUCUGAUGGGCUAUUUCGGCAAUAAAGGUGCCGUUGCUGCGAGGCUCGUGGUUGCGGAGGCGACCAAACUCUGCUUUAUCAACUGUCAUCUGGCUGCUGGUGCAGAUCAAGCAGCAUUGGCUCGCCGUAUCUGGGACACCAGUCAGAUUUUGAGCAAAACCCGAUUUUCUCCGGUCACGGACAGCGAGGUCAUUGAGCCUAGAGAAGAAAGGAUUGGGGAUGAGGACUUUGCAUUCUGGUUUGGCGACCUCAACUAUCGGCUGGACGAUGUCCCCGGUCAGGAUGUCAGAAGAUUGCUAUUGCUGCACACGCAGAACGAGUACGACGUCCAAAACAAAUCGAAGCGCAAAAUCGACAGUGAGCUGGGUUACGUGUCUGCCUCGACCAGCGAUCCGCAUUUACCGGCUCCGAACCCGAACUAUGAGUACAAAGAUGCAGAAAGACCGGCCUCGGAAAGCACCGCUGAACCAGAAUUAGACCCCAAGUCUGACCCUGCUUCACUCCAUACCACUCUUCAGUCUCUACUGGCCCACGAUCAACUGCGCGCGCAACAAAAGCUGGGCCACGCGUUUCACGAAGGGUGGCGGGAAGGAGAGAUCAACUUCUUGCCCACUUACAAAUAUGAUGUGGGUAGUGUUGGCAUGUUUGACUCGGGAGACAAGAAGAGGAGUCCUAGUUGGUGCGACAGGAUUCUGUAUAGAACUCGUCGCGACAAGGUCAUAUUUGAAGAGAGGGCCCGGCAACUCGAGGAAGCACGCAAGAAGGAUGCUUCAAUGAAAGCCCGCGGGAUCGACGAAGCCACCGCGGAGCACGACGUCCUGUUUGAUUAUGAUCCCGAUACAGAUGGACUUGCGUAUGGCGAUGACUACGACGAAUACGACGAGACGCAGGAUGUGCUUCAUGAUGCAGAACUCGUGCAGUCACACGAGGACUAUGGGGACAUGAUUGAAAUAAACAGCUACAUCUCACACCAGCGGAUACUCUCAUCCGACCACAAGCCACUGAACGCCGUUUUCACUAUACUGUACGACGCCGUCAUCCCCGAACUCAAGGCGAAAGUACAUCAGGAGGUGGCCAAACAGUUGGACAAGGCAGAGAAUGAGGGCCGUCCAUCGGUAACCGUGGUAGUGGACAAUCAUUCCGAAGAGCCGAUUCCGAACGCUGACGGUGCGGCAGACAUGAAUGUCGUACACUUCGGUGAAGUUCGAUAUGGUGUCAGGAAGACGAGAAUGGUCACUAUAGCGAACACAGGGCAAAUCACGGCCAAAUUUUCUUUCGUGGAACAUCCACUAGACUCGGGCAAAGAUGCACGUGCAGUACCGAGAUGGAUUGAACUCAGCGUCGAACCUGGCUCUCUUCAUCCUUCAGAGGGUGGCGAGCACAAAGGGACACGUGAAAUUGUCCUGUCUCCCGGCGAAACCACGGUUGUCGACCUGACUAUUGACAUUUCGGAUGGCGAGUUAGUACGGGAGUUGAAUGACGGGACCACAGACCUUGAAGACGUGCUCGUCCUGAGGGUCGAAGAUGGUCGAGAUCACUUCAUACCUGUCAAAGGCACAUGGCUUCAGUCUUCGUUCUUCCGUACGCUUGACGAGUUGGUGUUGGCACCCGAAGGCGGCGUGCGACAGUUCCCCCGGCCCCAGAAGGCGAAUGGGUCGGGACCAAACACGGAGACUACAAACUCGGCUGCUCAUCACUCGGCUCCCAAGGAACUGUAUACGCUGACUGAAAUCCUCCCCAUUUAUAUUGAGCGAUCAACAGCAGAAUGGGGAAUGUUGCAUGAAGGGGAAACGCCGCCGUGGCAACAUGAGAAUGGAGGUGCGUCUUGGCCUUUCAGUGCUGACACUUGGAGCUUGCCCAAAGGCGAAGAACGGACCGAACUGUUGGUCGGGGCAAGGGAAGCAUUGGACAACGCAAAUCGCUUGGACAUCAAUUUCACACCGGAUGUUCCGAGCAUCGUUCGACUGGAAGUACUCGCCGAAACCCUCAUAUCCUUCCUUCAGUCCUUGAGAGACGGCAUAGUCCCUGCGGGGCCGUGGGCCGAGGUCGAGGGGAGGUUGAACUCUUUAGAAAAGGGGAAGACGCAGCUGGCACCCCAAGAGAUCCAGGACUUGGUCAUGGACGCCUUGUCUUCUUCUGCGGUGCAUAGCGUGUCGCUUACAUUUAUCACGUUUUUGCUGAUCAGAAUUGUCAACGAGAUGAUGACAAACGGUGCUCCAGCUCCUGGUUCGGCCACACCGACUACACCGACCUCUUCGAGUCGGACCUCGUUUGGACGGUCGAGAGCGUCCACCGUCUCCAGCGACUCGGGUCACAGGCUUUCGACAUCGACACAAGAAACGACAUCCAGCAAGAGAAGUCUCUUCCCGGCACUGCGUCGACGCCGCACGAAUAGCAUCUCAUCUUCGUCUGCGACAUCAGAGACGGGUGCAGAGACGGCGGCAGCGGCUGCAGAGCGACGGAAGAAGCUGGUCAAUGCCUAUGUUGAAGUAUUUGCCCCUGUUGUCUUUAGGGCUGAAAAUGAAGGGCGGCUCAAGGGCAAAGACAAGAAGGCGUUGGACGCUCGCAAGAGACGAAUACUCGAGGCAUUUCUCAGCGAAAGGCAGUUCUGA